AUGCUGCUACGCUGUCUUCCGCUUCCAGGGCGGGGCCUGGGCCCUCUGGGCGACUUGCCGAGGUCGUCAGUUCCAACCGAUGGGCUCGGGAGGCGGCUAGGUGCCAUCCGCCAAGCUUUGGAAAGUUGCGCCUAUUUGCAGCUCAAUGAAAGUGUUUCCCUGCCACCGGUGCUUGCAAAGGGACUUGUGGGAGGAAAGAGUCUUGAGCUUUGGCCCAAGUUGCACAGGUCAAGCGGCAGAUGUUUGAGCUUUCAGAGCUUCGUGUUUAUACAAGGCAAGGGCCUUGCUUCAGCUCGCGAAGCCGACCACGGAAAGUCUUCGCUUUCACUGCUUCGAUCUGCUCGAAGCGAGAAGCACAGGCUUCAAUGA
This is a messenger RNA of Symbiodinium sp. CCMP2456, 369 nucleotides long. The record is from the annotation of a GenBank genome assembly. NCBI's taxonomy places the organism in Eukaryota, Dinophyceae, Suessiales, Symbiodiniaceae.